AAGUUGGCUUUAGAAUACGUCAGUAGUUUGAAGUUAACUUGAAAAUUUUUUUAUCUCUCCAAAUUUCCAACACUGGCUGACUGUCAACAAAAAGCCGAGUUUAAAUUCUUCUAAAAACAAUAAAUACAACAAUAUGUAUCUCUCAUUUUUUAAAACGUUUUGAUUAUGCUUUGCAAUGGACAAUUACAACAAAGUCAUAACACUGCUCUAUGAUGCUUUGGUUUUAGUGCGAUAUCCUGGAAUAGCUCAGGUUGAUGUUCAAAAUUUUAAGACCUGUAUUCUCAGUGAAAAUAAUAGACUUUUAUUGUUACGGUGGCUUUACAUACAAGGUAUAAAUAAAAUUAAUAAUUUAGGACACAAAAGUUUAAAUAACACUCAAGAGGCGGAAGAGACGAAUACACCGAGUACACUUGCGCUUGACGAAAGAUUUCUUAUCAAUUGGUAUUCUCAAUCAGGCAUUUGCACAAGUGAAGAAGCAUUACGGGGUCAGUGUCAAUUAAAAAAUCAAUUAGAUACUUUAGUUAGUUUAACUGCUUACAUCAUAAAUGUAUUACACUCGGAAAUAGAUGUUUUACCUGGAUCAAUAUGGAAUCUUGCUGAAAAGUAUUUUGUUAACCAACUACAUCUUAUUCCAUUAUCUUAUAAUAUAAAUAAAAAUCUCAAAGUUGAUCAAGUUAAACAGUAUUUAAAAAAUAUUCAAGAAGGUGGUAAAGAUCAAUGUAAAUUUCACACAGAACCCAUAAAAAAAAAACUAGAGAAUUUUAUGUACGAAAAUCAGACAAAUAAUGAUAGAAAAAUUGAAAACCAGGGUAAUAAAAAAAUUCCGACAUGUGCUUUGAUGGAGUUUAGCAAAAAUUUCGAAAGCUUUGAAGAUGGCAUUAAUCCUAAAAUGUCAUUUGAAAAAACAAAGGGACCUGAUAUAUUAGUUGGCAACAUAAAUACGAAAUUUCCAGACUUAAAUAAGGUCUUAAACGCACGAAGAAAACUAUGCAGUAAUGAGGUUCCGGCACAAUUGAAUAUGCAAAAAAGCUCAUUAGAUUUAAUGACUGAAAACAUCAUUGUUAAAAUCGAUAUUCUCUCUAAAUUACGUUGUGAGAAAUAUUAAAAUGCCAGAAUGCUUUGUACCUUCGACUAGAUAUAAUUGUUAUUCCGUAAUAAAUAUUUUGUAAAAAUUAGA
This is a messenger RNA of Microplitis mediator, 1177 nucleotides long. RefSeq lists its product as uncharacterized. The record is from RefSeq and is a predicted model, not a curated record. The transcript is spliced from 5 exons. Bases 176 to 1105 code for a protein of 309 amino acids. NCBI's taxonomy places the organism in Eukaryota, Metazoa, Arthropoda, Insecta, Hymenoptera, Braconidae.